UGAUGAAUUGCCUGGACAGGAAACAUUGCGGCCGGCUGUGUGAUGGAAGUCCAGACUGUGGCGGCAUGGACGAUGAAAAGAAUUGUCCUGCCAGCUGCUUCUGUCCCGAAAAUCACUACUUGUGCAAGGACAAGAAGACUUGCGUAUCGAAGAAGCAACUUUGUGACGGCAACAACGACUGUCCGGCUUGGGACGACGAGGACAAUUGCCCGACAGAAUGUAAGUGUGGGGAGCGUCAAUACCUAUGUAUGGGAAAGGAGAAAUGCAUUAACAUCAAACAGAUCUGUGACGAAAAUGUGGACUGCCCUAUGAAUGAAGAUGAGACAUGCCGUGCAGGGUGUCGUUGUACUGAGGGUCAAUAUUUGUGUGAAGCAACAGAAGGAGCCCCAGAUGUCUGCGUUCGCUUUGAUCAGCUUUGUGAUGGCGGAAAGGGUACAGGAAUAGACUGUCCAAAUGGAGAUGACGAAUCUUUUUGCUAAUAUGAAAACACUUGUUAAGAAAAUAUUAAAAAUGGCAUCAGCCAUUUAUAUUUUAGGAAUGCAAACAUCACUGCUGCCAACACUAUUCGAAUAAAUUCAAAAACUUUU
Mya arenaria is the source of this 587-nucleotide messenger RNA. Its product is annotated as sortilin-related receptor-like. Lineage: Eukaryota; Metazoa; Mollusca; Bivalvia; Myida; Myidae. The record is from RefSeq and is a predicted model, not a curated record. Gene Ontology annotation, molecular function: protein binding. The coding region runs from base 3 to 479 and encodes 158 amino acids. The transcript is spliced from 4 exons.